UUCACAAUUUAAAUUUUAUGAUCGACAUUUCUUGACAUCAAUAUCUGUGCAAAAAGCUUGAGGCCUGUGAGAAAACAAAGUGUUAUCAGUGUUAUGUUAGUGUAUUCACGACAGGCGUGAUUCAGUGCUGAUAGUGAGUGAGACGUGAGUGAUAGGCCUAACGUGUUUGUAAAUGGUCACGUGACAAAGCGAUCAGUCAGUGUAUAUACUAAUGUUAUUGUCAAAGUGAUCAAACUACGAAUUAUCAAUUUUUAGGUUAUAUUAAUUUUUUAUAUACCCUGUGGUAGCUAAUGUUAAUGCUCAAAUGUUUGCAAUCCUUAUUUAGCUAUUAAUUGUUCUACUUAAGAGAACAUUUGUAAUUGUACAAUAAUUACUGAAAAAUAAUUCGAUUCUGCUCCUUGAAUGGCGAAUAUUCCAAAUGACCAAGAAUCCUGUAUAUAAUUAGACCUUUGUGAUCUUAUUUGCUAUUUACUACGAUGUCAUCUUCGACUAGCAACAAGAAAGAAUCCUUUGAAGAGUUUUAUUCUGAGGUUAAGGAAAUAGAAAAAAGGGAUUCAGUUUUAACUCCUAAGCAACAAAUUGAAAGGUUACUUCGGCCAGGAUCUACCUAUUUUAAUUUAAAUCCAUUUGAAGUCCUGCAAGUAGAGCCAGAUGCCUCUCUUGAUGAAAUUAAAAAAAAAUAUAGACGUCUUUCAAUUCUGGUACAUCCUGAUAAAAAUAUGGAUGAUCUCGAGCGAGCUCAACAGUCAUUUGAGAUAGUAAAUCGAGCAUGGAAGACCUUGGAAAAUGAGGACACAAGAAAGAAAUGCCUGGACAUUUACCAAGAAGCAAAAGAAAGGACUGAACACAUGAUCGAACAGAAACGCAAGAAACAAAGGAAAGAAGGCCGUAGUGAUGAGCCGAUACCAGAAGACGAUCCAGAUAAAUUUAAGCAUGCUGUCUAUGUUAUGACUAUGAAGCUUUUUGCUGAUAUGGAGAGAAAGAGGCAACAUCUAGAAACAAGAGACAUGGAAGAGAGAAAAAGAAAACGAGAAUCGGAAAUCGAGCAAGAGGAGCAAAUGUCUUUUGAGAAAGAGUGGGCUAAGAACUUUGAAGAGUCUCGUCAAAACCGCGUGGACAGUUGGAAAACCUUUCAAUCGUCAAGUGGAAAAGAGAAGAAAAAGAAGAAAAUUAUGGGGUUCAAACCUCCUAAACCAAAACCUGAGAGUAGAUAAGAUUUAGUUGUCUUUAAAUAAUUUUAACUGUAUUUUAUUAAGGUAGGAAUAAGGAUUUUGUCUGAAUAAAACAUACUGUGGAAUUGAUAAAUAUAGUUUCCGAUUACACACUGAGUGAAAUCGUAAAUAAAAACACUUUUUAACACUGAUUUAUUGACGAUUCAGUCAGUAAAUACUUUAGUUAAAUCACUGUAUAAUUUAUAUAGUUUUUUUGAUUAUUAGACUUUUAUUACACUUUGUAUUAAAAUUCGCGUAAUUGUAAUUUUUUUCAACUACCCUCAUUUUUUAUUUAAUAUAACAAUAUCAGUGUUAUGUUUUUGUUAAAACGAAGUACUUAUAGAAAAUUCCUAAGGCAUGUCAUUAUAAUAAUGUUAUUUAAAUAAAAGCAAUAAUUUUAAACAAAGAAAUGUUCUACUAAAUACCUUCCAGCCUUUUAAUAAUCUAAGAAUAGUAUAAGGUAAGUGACACAUUUUUGCGUCUUAUUACAGAGUUAGAACCUUGUCACAUUAAUCAUCUAACUGUGUGUGAUCGGCCAACCGAGUAGUAGUCGAUUUUCAGGUCACAUUCACAAGUACAGUGAUAAGGGCAGGGGUCAGACUGUAAAAAAAUAAAGUCUCAAUAUAUUAUAUUGAAUUGACUGGUAGUACACUUUCAAUAGAUAUUGACUUCAAUAUCGUCGGUAGUCGUAGUAGUUAAAGUAAGGCCAAACAGGCCAUACUCUAACCUUCCUUAAUAUAAGUUAAGGUAAGUUCAUUAAAAAAAUAAACUUGCGUAAUCAUUUCUGUACUUUAAUUUUUAAUAAGCAUAAACACAAAAAUACUUAACCAACAUUCUCUGGGUGCUCAUUCAAAUCAAGACACACACAAAAUAUUGACGAGAUCUCAAAGAACACGAUAUAUAUCGACCUUCUGAACUCUGCCAUAAGCAAGUGUUAAGCACACAUAAAAAUACAAGUUUUAAAUUUAUUGAUACAUGAAUCGAACGGAACUUGAGAAUUAUUAAACCACUGAGUCAAUCCCAUUUGUAUGUUUUAAUAUAAUAUAUAAUAUUGCAAUUAAGUAAAUUCAUUUAAAUUCAAAUUUACUGAGGCUGAAGCUUAUAAAAUAUUAUUAGGUAAAGAGUAUUAGGCAAGACACUACUUUGUAUAUUUUGUUUUCUAUUUAUCUCUAAUAGAUGGCGCUGCUUAAAUAAUAAAAAAGUAUAUGCAGCUUUAUCGAAAUGUCACAUAUAGAUUUUAAUUUACGUAGUCACUCGUUACCUACUAUUUAAUUUUAUCAAAAUUAACCUAAUAAUGUUUAAGAUAAAAGUUUUUAAUAUUCUACAGACAAGAUAUACUAACUAAAUAUUGCUAAUUCAUAAACUCAGCUCAAAAUAACUUCAACAUAAAAGAUGUUGAAUUGAUUCUAGAUUUAUAUUUACUACCAGUUUGUAAGUCAAGAAACUCUCCGCCACUCUUUUUAAUCACCAAGUUUUGAGUCAUACAAAUUGUUUAAAUAUUCGUCACAUGAUUAAUUUUUUUAAAACUCAA
This is a messenger RNA of Pieris brassicae (large cabbage white), 2742 nucleotides long. It is a transcript of the gene DnaJ-21, whose product is annotated as dnaJ homolog subfamily C member 8. The record is from RefSeq and is a predicted model, not a curated record. NCBI's taxonomy places the organism in Eukaryota, Metazoa, Arthropoda, Insecta, Lepidoptera, Pieridae. The transcript is spliced from 6 exons. Bases 477 to 1214 code for a protein of 245 amino acids. Gene Ontology annotation, cellular component: nucleus.